This is a messenger RNA of Meleagris gallopavo (turkey), 4917 nucleotides long. The record is from RefSeq and is a predicted model, not a curated record. NCBI's taxonomy places the organism in Eukaryota, Metazoa, Chordata, Aves, Galliformes, Phasianidae.
AAUCUCAUACACUUGCAUUGUGUUAACUCUUGCUUUUGUUUUUUCCUUUUUAAACUAGGUGUCCCGAUUUCAGGCUUCCAGGUGGAACCUGUUGGUGGAGUGAUACUGAAUCUCCUGGAUGACGUUAGUAGUUGGGAGCCUGGAGACCGAAUUGUGGUUGCAAGUACAGACUAUUCAAUGUAUCAGACAGAGGAGUUUACCCUUCUUCCCUGCCCAGAGUGUACCAAGCACCAGGUCAAAGUCAAAGAAAAACCUCAAUAUCCCCAUGUGGGAGAAGUUAUUGAUGGAGUGGACAUGAGGGCAGAAGUUGGAGUUCUCACAAGGAACAUCUUAAUCAAGGGAGAGACAGAAAAUACCUGCUAUCGUGAAAAGGAGUGUCAGUUUUUCAGCUACGAUACGUUUGGUGGACAUAUCAAGAUUUUGAAGAAUUUUACAUCUGUUCAUCUCUCCUAUGUGGAAUUAAAGCAAAUGGGCCAGCAGCAGAUAGGAAGUUACCCUGUUCACUUUCACCUUUGUGGAGAUGUGGAUGAAAAAGGAGGUUACAGUUCUAAGACUUACCUUGAUGGUCUUUCCAUUCAUCACUGUUUCUCCAGAUGUGUGACUAUUCAUGCAACUAAUGGCUUACUGAUAAAGGACACCAUUGGCUAUGACACACUAGGUCACUGUUUCUUCAUAGAGGAUGGCAUUGAGCAGAGAAAUACUUUCUUCCACAACCUUGGACUAGUCACAAAACCAGGCACUAUUCUUCCUACAGAUAGAAACAGCACCAUGUGUACUGGCAUAAGGGAUAAAGUGUAUGGAAGUUACGUUCCCGUGCCAGCCACAGACUGCAUGGCAGUUUCAACAUUCUGGAUUUCUCAUCCCAACAAUCAUCUUAUAAGUAAUGCAGCAGCAGGUUCACAGGACGCUGGAAUAUGGUAUUUGUUCCACAAGAUUGCUACAGGAGAUUCUCAUAGUUUAGGUAUUGAAACAAAGUCAGAGCUCACACCCCUAGGAAUCUUCUAUAACAACAGGGUUCAUUCUAAUUUUAAGGUAAUGUACUACCUUAAAAAAAACUGUCCUGAUCAGAAUCCUCGUCUGAAAAACUGGAGCCCUGGGAAAGAUCCUGAAAAGAAGGUUAUCAUCAAAAAGGGAGAUUUGUUUCGUCUGAACUCGGAUGCUACAGUACAUUCUAUAACCAUACAGGAUGGAGGACUAAAUGUGAGAGUGAUUGAUCAGGACACAGCGAGUGUUUUGGAAGUGCUGAAGUUUGAUACUCAUGAGUUUUCAGAAGAAAGCUUGAAACUCCAGAACUUACUGAAGAAUAGAAGUCCUGGUCGCAUUAUCGCUAUUGCUGUAGGAGAUUCAGCUGCUAAAAACUUACUGGAAGAAACUAGAGUGACUAUUCAAAAUCUUCUGGGAAGUAGGUUUGUCAGAGGACUGAGUUACAGGCAAGCCUGGGCUUUAGUUGGUGUUAUAGGUGGUGGGAAUUCUUCCUGUAAUGAAUCAGUGCGAGACUAUGAAAAUCACAGCACCGGUGGGAAAGCUCUUGCUCAGAAAGAAUUUUUCACAGUGGAUGGUCAGAAGUUUGUUGUGAGAGCUUACAGUGAAUGGAAUGAUGGAUUUGAGUAUGGUUCUGGUUCACAUUCACUAGGAAGGUUAGUCCAAAGUCUGCAUGAAACCAUCCCUGUGACAGGCCAACACAAAGCUGGGGAUUUUACACACUCAGAACUAAAGAAUGCCAAGGUCUAUGUUCAAACAUGGAACGGACAGAAUCUUUCCAUGGCUAUUGUACGAGAUGAGUACCCAUCUAAUCCCAUGGUUCUUAGAGGUAUUAAUCAGAAAGCUGUCUUUCAGCAGUACCAGCCAGUAGUGAUGCUUCAGAAGGGCUACACAAUACAUUGGAAUGGAAAAGCACCAAAUGUCACGUAUCUUUACCUCAUCAAUUUCAAUAAGAAUGACUGGAUUCGCAUUGGUCUUUGUUAUCAACCAAAUACUGAUUUUACUAUAGUUCUGGAAACCUUUCAGAGGAAGUCAUCUGCUCUGUCGAGUAAGGUAGAACGCUACACACCUGUAUCUUCAAUGCUGGAGCUUGAAAAGAAUCGAUCAGACAAGAAGUUUUAUUUUGACAACAGUACUGGAUUACUGUUUUUAUUUCUUCAAGCCAAAUACAGUAGAGAUGGUCACAGUUAUUGCUCAUCUCAGGGAUGUGAAAGGAUCAAGAUUGUGACCAAAGAUUCAGCAAAAGGGGUCAGUAACUGCAUGGCAAAAGCUUACCCAAAGUACUACCAAGGACCAGCUGUCAUAAAGCAGAUGCCAGUAAAAACUACUGUACCGUGCACAAAGUGUGGCACGACUCAGAUGGUAUUCACCAGCGAUCCUCACAAAAACUACCUCCUUGUGCAGAUUAAUUUAUCUGGUAAAAAUGAGUUAAGCAGAGGUCAGCAAGCAUUUAUUUCCGUCAAUAACACAAUGUUUUCCUUCAAGGAUAAUGGUAUAUUCGUUGUUGUAGUUGAUGCCUGCACUGGCACCGUGUCAGGAAAUAAUUUAUUUUCCGGAGCAGACAUUAAGCGUGUAGGUGGCUAUUUAAAGUCUGAAAUACCACAAAGGUCUGUAGUUCUACUGAGCACAAGAGGCGAGGUAGAAAUUCCUAAUAACUUAGCAGAAGCCUUAAAGUUCUUGGGGACAGCCAAACCACCUUAUCUACAGAGCAAUGGAAGUGUGGCCUUCCUGGGCUUCAGAGGAAACUUUAAGCCAUCCUGGAUUAAACUGUUUACCAGUCCUGCUGGUCAUGGGCUAAUUCAGAUAGAAAAGUAUAUCCCUUUGCAACUGGAAGAAUAUGGCUGUACCAGAGCAAUCAAGAGUCGACGGAAAGACCUCGAGCUUCUGAACAAGGCUACAAGAUCUCAUUAAAGACUAAGCUGUACAUAAAAACUGGGGGAAGAAAAUGUGAACUAACUUAUUUUUAAUUUAUGGCAUUUUAAACUGUGUUGUUAUCCAAGGAAAUCACGUUAUUAUCUGACAGACGUUUGCCAUCUUGAAUGCCAGUCUGUGCACCUUCUAGUUGUACAAAAUAUGAAAGAAUUUAUUAGUAUUUGUAUAAACAGGUUUCAGAGAUUUUUCAGAUGUUUGUAUUUACUGUAAGCAAUAUUUUUUUUCUGUUUAAUACUCCUUUUGUAUUUAAGAGAGUGUUCAUAAAAGCCUUAAAUUUUUGAUAGCUGGUGUUGGAGUGCUAUUUGAAUUACUUGAAAGAUUAACAGGUCUCUCUAAACAGCUUGAAUUGGUCAUUGUAACUUAGUUUACUUGCAUUUUCCCUCUGCUGUAUACAUGUUUUCCUGAGAGUUUAUUUAGCAGGAAGUUCAGUUACAUUCUCAAAUUACUUUCCCAGGUGUUAAAAAAAAAUUCCUAUUACGCUUGCAGUUGUGCUCAAGGAGUUUUAACUGCAGUAAAAUUUUUGAUUUGCUGUACGAAAGGUGGAGAGGGGGAAUUUGGAGACCUAGCCUGGGCUGGGUGGGGAUUGUGUACUGUGCAACAGAGUUUUUAUGAGGCCAUGUGUAGCAGUGUGACAGAGCAGAAAAUGACUGCCAUUCUUCAGGAUCGCUGUUUACUACUCGCUCCAACAGGAGUUACUAGUAAGAGUUACUUCAUCAAUUAAUUUGUCUGUUAAGACUGGACACAGCUGGACUUUUUCUUUUAAAGCUCUUAAGCAGAAAGGCAGAACUGAGAAAAUAGUCAUUCUCAGGUUGUUAUGAAGCUGAGCUUCUACUCCUGCUGUGAUUAAGGCUAUUGCAGUUUAAAUUUUGAGUGGAAGGUGUGCUCAGUUCAUUCUGUCAUGCUAUCUAUUUUGCCUUAACUUUUUUGAUUUUUUUAUUUUAACCAUAUUGGUAAUUUCUUUUAUUAGCUGUCUUUGAUCUCUGUUGGGUUUUGUUGCAAUUGUUUUACCUCUUCUACAGGUAGUGGGGAAAUCGUUUAGAAGAACUGAGAUGCAGCUGCCCAUUUUCAAGAUUCUAGUCUUUGAAAUCAGAUUUCAGAGACUGUAAAGAUGCAUUUCAUAAUAGGGAAGAAUAGGUGCCACAGAGCUGAAAAUGUAACUAUAGUUCUAAUAAAACUCACGUCGUUCCUUGUUACUGUAUGUGUUCUCAUUCAUUCUAGCUAUUGUUAUAUAUGUACCAUCCGGAGAUGCUAUGUGCUUUGAAUUUAAAAUGGAGUGGCUGUUGAAAAUGAAGUGUUCACUUGUCUUCUCCAAAGAAGUUGAAAAACAGGGGAUUAUUUUUUUGUGUGCUUUAAAGGAGAGGAGGCACAGUAGCAGACCUAUUAUACUAUUCAAUUAAAAUAUGCUACCUCAGUGCUACCAUUAAACUGCCUGAUCCUAAUACCUUUUUUUCCUAAGUAAGAAAGGAGGGGAAAGGAGCACAACACGAGAUGAAGUUAACAUACAGAUGACUGAUAUUAUUUUUAUUGCAAAACCAAGCCAAAUGGAUGAUUAUGUAUUUUGCAGUUGUUUUGAUGCACAGUUGGUAUAAUGCUUAAAAAACAAAAAGUGUUUUGUGUGUGUGGUAAAUUUUUAAGACUAGCUAUAAUGUUUGGUAUUACUAAUUCAGGACUAUGUGAUUUACUUGCUCUGAGUGCAGUAGGGUUAGUGUCUGGGGAUUGCAAUGAUUCUUAAGACUUCCACUGUUCUGAUCUUCUGAUCUGUGGGUCGUGCUUAGCAGAGAAAUGCCUUUUGGAUAGUGACUUUCAGGCUUCUGAAGUUGGCCAUUGUUUGAGAUUCUGCUGUUUUAAGCCAUCAUUUGUAAAAACUGUUCUUGGAAACCUCAAGGCCACUCAAGUGUAAGGAGUACUGAUAGACAAUUGGACCUGAAGUUGAACUGUCAUCUUUUGUGUGAACUUAAGCAUUUGAUAAAUAGCAUAAAUAAAUUUUUACAUCUGACAAAGUAA